AAAGCUUCAAGCACUAAUCCUAUGAUUCCAACUCACACAAAAGCAUGGUUCUACUCUGAACAUGGGAGGCCAGCUGAAGUUCUGAAAUUAGAUCCUAAUUGGCCUUUACCCCAACUCAAAGAUGACCAAGUGCUCAUUAAGGUUGUUGCUGCAUCCCUUAAUCCCGUAGAUUACAAAAGGAUGCUCGCUUUGUUCAAAGACACUGACCCCCAUCUUCCUAUUGUUCCCGGUUUUGAUGUUGCUGGGGUAGUGCUCAAAGUGGGAUGUCAAGUGAAGAAAUUUAAGGUUGGGGAUGAAGUAUAUGGUGAUAUCAACGAGCAAGGCUUAUCCAACCUAAAGAUUCUUGGCACUUUGUCAGAGUAUACUAUUUCAGAAGAGAGACUAUUGUCUCAUAAGCCACCGAAUCUAAGCUUCAUUGAAGCUGCUAGCCUUCCUUUGGCAAUUGAGACUGCUUACGAAGGCCUUGAGCGAUCUGAGUUUUCUGCUGGCAAAUCUAUCCUUGUUUUGGGAGGAGCUGGUGGAGUUGGUAACUAUGUCGUUCAGCUUGCUAAGCAUGUUUUUGGCGCAUCUAAGAUAGCAGCAACUUCUAGCACUGGGAAACUUGAAUUUUUAAGGAAGUUGGGAGUUGACAUGCCUAUUGAUUAUACAAAGGAGAACUUUGAGGACCUCCCAGAAAAGUUUGAUGUAGUGUAUGAUGCAGUAGGGCAACCUGAAAGGGCGUUGAAAGCUAUCAAAGAAGGUGGCAAAGCUGUGACAAUAGUACCUCCUGGACUUCCACCAGCUAUUGUGUUUGUGCUCACUUCUAAAGGUUCUAUCUUAGAGAAGUUAAGACCUUACUUUGAGAGUGGUCAGUUGAAGCCAAUGCUUGAUCCCAAGACUCCAAUCCCAUUUUCUCAGGUUAUUGAAGCUUAUUCCUACUUGGAAACCUCGAGAGUCACAGGAAAAGUGGUCGUUUAUCCCAUCCCCUGA
This is a messenger RNA of Gastrolobium bilobum, 969 nucleotides long. RefSeq names its product 2-methylene-furan-3-one reductase-like. The coding region runs from base 22 to 969 and encodes 315 amino acids. The transcript is spliced from 4 exons. Lineage: Eukaryota; Viridiplantae; Streptophyta; Magnoliopsida; Fabales; Fabaceae. Gene Ontology annotation, molecular function: zinc ion binding; oxidoreductase activity, acting on the CH-CH group of donors, NAD or NADP as acceptor. The record is from RefSeq and is a predicted model, not a curated record.